AUCAUCAUCCUCCGAUACUCUUAGAGUCAGACGUCAGAUAUUUUCUCAAUAUAACUGGAGUAGAAGCGGAUUUACUCUCAUCAGAUUGGAGCUGUUGUUUCCAAAUCAGAAGCGUCACACAGCCAAGAUGAAACUAAAAGAGAAGGCGCUCAUUGUCCUGCUGUGUGUGACUGCUAUCUGUGUGUCAUGGAGAGGAUAUAGGCCAUGCUCCCUGCCUCAGGACAAAAGCCCCUGUGCUUGUGAGCGAUGUUUAUCUGAAGAUGAUCUGUGGUUUAUGAAGCGUUUCAACAAAUCUGUUGAACCAUUUUUGUCAGCAAACUACAAUCUCUCAGAGGACGUUUUCAACUGGUGGAAGCGCUUACAGAGUGAAAAGGGCAACUUCAGUACCUUCAGACAAACAGUGGACAGGCUGUUUCUGACGGUCCCACCCAGUCCAGAUCUUCUAGAAUCCAGCCCUGACCGCUGCAGGACUUGUGCUGUGGUGGGGAAUUCUGUGAAUUUGAGGAGAUCACAUUAUGGACCGCUCAUAGAUUUCCACGAUGUCAUCAUACGAGUGAAUACUGGUCGAAUCAAAGGCUAUGAAGCAGAUGUUGGGACCAGAACAACUCAUCGUGUCAUGUAUCCAGAGAGUUCUAUGGAUUUAGAUAACACCACUCAUCUUGUGCUGGCUCCAUUUAAGACAGUUGAUUUUGAAUGGCUCACAAAGGCCCUCACCACAGGAUUCAACGGACGACCACGUUGGGGUUUUAAAUCAAAAAUCAAAGCUAACAAUGAUUUGGUGAUGGUCCUUAAUCCAGCUUUUAUGAGGUAUGUUCAUGACAUGUGGCUGGAAAAGAAGGGCAAGUACCCCUCCACCGGCUUUCUGGCUUUGAUUCUUGCCCUUCAUAUGUGUGACGAGGUCAGUGUGUUUGGUUAUGGAGCAGACAGUGACGGAAACUGGAGUCAUUACUGGGAAAAACUAAACAACAAAAGGUUAAAAACUGGACCACAUCCUGGAGAUACAGAGUAUAGAAUGAUCCAGGAGCUAGAUGAUCUACAGGAACUCAGGUUUUAUACAGGGUUCUGA
Molecule: messenger RNA, 1066 nt
Organism: Sander lucioperca (pikeperch)
Lineage: Eukaryota; Metazoa; Chordata; Actinopteri; Perciformes; Percidae
Product: CMP-N-acetylneuraminate-beta-galactosamide-alpha-2,3-sialyltransferase 1-like
Exons: 7
Coding region: 128-1066 (312 amino acids)
Molecular function (GO): beta-galactoside (CMP) alpha-2,3-sialyltransferase activity
Source: RefSeq, a predicted model, not a curated record